AUGUAAUAUAUUUUUAUUUAAAAUAAUAUAGAUAAAGAUUAAAUAAAUAUAGGUAAAAUAGACUUAAAUAAAGAAAUUACAAAAACUUCAAGUUGUUUAGAAUUUUUCGUUAUUUUACUUUCAAAUAAUCUUUCAUUGCCUGUUAAAUAAACAAUCAGUCUUUUUACUAAUAAUAAUAAAUAUUUAGCAUAUCUUUUUGCAAAAGGAGUAAAGAGUUUAUUUGAUCCUAUAAUAUAAUUUUAUUAAGAAGUUUAUAUGAAUAUUCCUCAUUUAAUAAAGCUUUUUAAUGAAGACAAUACCCGAUAAAACAUAACUUUUACUAUGAAUUGUUUGAAACCCGGAAUUAUAAGUAAAAAUAUAGAAGUAUCUUCUUGGACAGCUCGUUUGUUUUCUAAAAUGGGAUUCGAAUUAGCAGAUACUAAUUUGUUUUCUACUUGCUGGGAUUGGUUUAUUAGCGAACAUGGUGGCUUAUAAACUUGUUUAUUAGGAUUAAAAAGACAUCCUGAUUUAAAAGAACUUAUUCUUAGUGUUUUAUUAUAGUUUGCAAAGUUUAAUUUUGUCGAGUUAUUUACAAUUUUUAUGAAAAGAGUAUAAGUUGAUUCAAAGGAUCUUAUUUCUGUUUAUUUCUAGAUAUUAAAACCUUUAACAUAAUCUGAUUUAGCAAAAGAAGAAAUGUUAAGUACUGGCAUUUUAGAUGAAUGGAUUGAUUAAGCCAUAUAGUAUGCCGAAGAAGAUUAUAAAAAUAUUGGUGAUACUAGGAUUAUUUCAUUACAAUUUAUAGGCGAAGUAUGGAUUUUAUUUCCUUUUAAAAUUGAAGAAAAUGAGAAUCGUUAUUAAAUGAUUCUUUCUUUGUUCACAAAUGCUUCCAAAUCGAAAAUUACUUCGUUAAUAAUAAGUUGUUUGACGGUUCUUUUUGAACUUCUGGAUCAAUUUGCUACUUUAAAAAGUCCAUCUGCACCUAAUAUAUACCGUAUAUUGACUUUAAGCUUAAUUGAAAAUCACUAAAAUAUUCAGAUUAGGGAGUUUAUGUUAUAUAACUUUAUUUAAAUAUACUCUAAUGUUGAAAAUAUUCCUUUUAAUAUUCUUUUAGAACCUUUAAUUAGGUAAAUAUAAGUGAGUGAGAAUAUUACUUAUUUUUAUAAUGUCAUUGAUUUUGAGUUUUUUAAUUUUAUUUGCUAAAACGAGAAAUUAUAAUUUAAAAAUGCAAUUUAAAUUUUAGAUUUGCUUUUUAAAAUUUACCUAAAUAAUGUUGUUUUUGCGAAUUCUGCGUUAUUUAUAAUUUUAAGUUUAAUAAAAAAAUAUAUUGAAAAUGAGACUUUAAAUGAAUUUUUGAUUAAAUUUGUAAAGGUUGCAUUAGCAAUGUUUUAUGCAAGUGAAAAAAAAAAAAAACCAAAAGAAAAAAAUCUUCCUUUAUAUAAUAACAAAAGUCCGGCAUAAAAUGUGAAUAAUUUACUCCCUGUAGAAAUCGAUAACGAAAUCUUUUAAGCUUAAAAAAGGGCCCAGAUCAUAUAAAUUAUUAAAAGUAUAGUAUAGUUAAAUAAUAUGGAGAUUAAUGAGAAGAUUAUGCCAUUGGUUGCUCAUACUAAUAUCUAAAUUAAAGUUUUUAUGUAACAUAAUUGUAAAGGAAUGCUUUCUAUUCUUUAAUAUUUUGGAGAUCCUGAGUAAAUAUUAGAGAAAUAUGAAAUUGAAUAUAAAGAACAUUAAUAGCAAUUAUUAAAGGAAGAAAAAGAAAGAAAAGAAAUAGAAGAUUAAAAUUAAAAUUAUAAUAAUUUGGAUAUAGAAUAAUAAGAUAUACUUAAAUCAGUUGAAAAUAAUAUAAAAAAAUACGCACUUUUAAGAAAUCCAAAAGCAGACCCUAAAAUUUUAAAAAAUUUAAUAGAAAUAAAAAAUAAUUUUAUUAAUAAAUAAGAAAUGAAAUAAUUAAAAGCUUAAUAAGAAUUAGAUGAUUUUGGGAAUAAAAAAGAUACUUUAAGGAAAAUAUUAAUUAAAAGAAGUUUAGAAUAAGGAGUUGCUAGUUAUAAUUAAAGAGACGUUGAAGCAAAAAUAUUAUUUGAAUAUGGUUCUAGAUAAAAACAAUUAAAAAGAGAAAAUAAUACGGGAUUAUAUUAAAUAUAAUACAUUGAUUUAAAUUUAGAAGAAGAAAGGGAUAAAAAUAUGAUAUAAAUAAUACUCAGAAGAUACCAUAAAGUUCUCAAAAACAUAUUUGUUAAAUAUUCAAAUUCAGGUUUUUCGGUUUAAUUUACUAAUUAAAAUAUAAAUAGCUUUGAUAAUAUUAAAUAACAUAGUUCUAUGAUUAGUGUACCAGAAAUAUAUUAAUUUGUUAAAUAUUAUGAAUUUUCAGAUUUAUUAUCUAAUGAAGAACAUAAAGUUUUAGUAAGAUUAGUGGCAACAAAAGGAAAUAGAAAAUUAUUAAAAAAAAAUAUAGAAAAUAUAAGCUAGGAAAAAAUAUAAGAAGAAAAAUAAAAAUAAAAUAUGUUUGAAAAAAAUAGUUAAAAAAAUCAAUGGAAUUAUGCGAAAAACGAUAUUAAAGAUGUUAAAGCAUUCGAUUUUUUUGGUUUUUAAGAUUAUAUUGUAUAAUUAUCGAGUUAUAUAUAUACUAAAUUGCCUAAUGAUUUUAGACAUUUACCUUUAAAUUGUUCACUAUAGAAACUUUUUGACCAUAUGAGAUUUGUUACUAAAAAUAAAAAUAAAAAUACUGCUUUAUUUGAUGAUCCGGAUAAUUAAUAUUUCGGAGAAAGUGAAGUUAUUAAAGAAUAUAAUAAAAAACUUUAAUAAAAUCCUGAUUAUCCUUUACCAAAAGGAUAUAAAAAAAUAAAAGAAAAAUAAUUAAAAUUUGAUUAUAAUAUAGAUAAGUAAGGAAAUAUACCAAUAAAAGAAUCCUUUAAAUAUGCCUAUAUAUUUUUAAAUGAGCUUUUAAAUGAAAAACUAGGUUUUCAUUUAAUUGAACCAAAAUCUAUAAUUAAAGAAGUUGUAAAAGCAUAGCCUAUAAUAUAAUAAAUUAUAGAAGUAGAAGCACAUUAUUUAGAUCAUUUUAAAUAUCCAGAAACAUGUGGGAAAAAAUAAAUAAAAAGUAUUAAUUAAAGUAUGUAAAUAGAUAAUUAAGGGCCUAAAGACAGUACAAAAUCUUUACCAAGUACUUUAUAUGGAUAAAAAAAAUACAGUGAUAAGAGAGUGUUAGAAAUUGAUUCUUUGCAUAAUCUAAAUUUAACAAUGAAAUUAGUUAUUUCAUAAUAUAGUUAUAAAGAUAAGUAUACUGCAGAACAAUGUGCUUUUUGUUUAGAUGAUGUUAUAAAAGCUGUUGAGAAUAAAAAAGAUAGUGUAUCUAGAUAUAGAAAAUUUGAUAAGUAAAGUAUAAAGGAAGAAUAAGAAGAAGAAGAAGAAGAAAAACAUAAAAAAAAAAGCUUAGAAAAAAGAUUAAAAAAUCAUGAAUUUAUUUAAAUGAGGGCAAAAGAAAUAUAAUAAUAGAACGAACUUUUGGAAAAAGAUAAAAAAGAAAAGGAAAAUAAAAUCAAAUAAUAAAAAGAAAUAUAGGAAAAAAAAUGGGUUGAGGAUAAUAAUAAAUUCUGGUAAUAAAAAAAAGAAAGUUAUGAAAAAUUAAAAGCUAAAAAAAUCGAAGAUGAAAAAAGAAUAUUGGAAGAAUUAUAUAAGAAAUAAUAAGAAGAAAAAGAUAAAAAAGAAAAGGAAUUUCAAGAAUUUAAUAAAAAUCAAAUUAUUAAAUUAAAAGAAACUUAAUAAAAAUAAAAAGAAAAAGAAAAAUAAAUGGAUGAAGAAUAUAAAAAAUUAGAAUAGUAUCAAAAAAAACUUAGGGAGAAAUUGUUUAUGAAAAUUGUAAAAGAUAGUGAAGAAAGAAUAGAAAUAGAAAAAAUUGCAAAUAAUAAAAUAAAAGACUUAAUUGAAUCUUAAGAAAUUUAAUAUGUUUUUAAAGAAAAUGAAUUUAAAAUAUCUUAACUAUUUAGUUAUUUAAAAAAAUAUAAUUAUAGAGUUAUUUCACGAUAAGAUUUAAAUGAUGAAGAAAUAGAUUUUAAGACUUUUAAUUGGUUUGUUUAUAGAUUUAAUAUUUAUCCAGAAGUCAUAACUAAUGCAAAAGAUAUUUUACUAAUUUUCAGAUCUAUUACUAGGAAUAAAUAAGUUAUAGACAAUAAACCUAUAGGAGUUAAUGAAAAAGAAUUUAAAGAAGCGCUUGUAAGAUUAGCUAUAAAAGGAAAAAAAAUUUUUAAUAAGUUUUCUGAAAAAAUAGAAAAAGGCGAAAAUUUAAAUUAAUUAGAAAUGGAAAAUAUAGCCAAUAAAGAAAAUAAUAUGUAAAAAAAUAAUUAACUAGAUGACAGUAAAACUGUUAAAACUUAAAAAACUGAAGCUUUAGAAAAAAUGAAAAAUGUAAUUGAUGAUUAUGGAAAUAUAGAAGAGGCUAAGUCUUGUACUUUAGAAUCUCUUAUAUAUUAUUUAGGUCUACCUAAUGACAAAUUAGGUAUUAGUGAAGCUCUUAAAAAUGUUAUUGAAAGUAAACCUAAGCCUGAUUAACAUUUAAAAAGAGAUUUAAAUAUAAAGAUUUAAAAAGAUCCAAAAGAUUUAAUUAGAUAUAACCCUGUUUCUAGUAAAAAAAAUAAAAAUGGAUCUUUAUAUGAAAAUAAUAUUUCUAUUAUUUAAGAUAAAUAAUAAGAUUAAUUAAUUGAAGAAAAUUAAAAAGAAGAGGAUGUUAAAGAAGAAAAUUAAAAUGAUUAAAUCUAAGAAAAAACAUAAGAAAAUUGA
Molecule: messenger RNA, 4746 nt
Organism: Ichthyophthirius multifiliis
Lineage: Eukaryota; Ciliophora; Oligohymenophorea; Hymenostomatida
Exons: 12
Source: RefSeq, a predicted model, not a curated record